GCAAGCGCAGUCCAUUGCAGGUCCGACGACCUCCCACCGUUUGUCAUUUUUUUUACCUUCAUCUUGCUGUCACAUGUCCACCUACCCCACCAUUAUACCCAGAAGCCCUCUUGGGCCAAAGGGUACUACCUCACCGUAUUAUGUUCCUCCGCUGAUUGCCCGUACCUCAGACGGCCACAUGGAAGAACUAGUCGAAAUCUUGUCAGACCGUCGUGGAUGUCUCAUUAUCGGCGCUGGAGUGUCAGUGUCAUUAGCAGACAGUGAGGAGAAUAAGCGUCUCGUAACAUGGAAAGGGUUUUUGGAUCGAUUAGCACAAACCGUAAAGGACAUGCUUGGACUGGAACAAUCAUGGUAUGAGGAGGUGAAAGCCAUGUUGGAUAUUGACCCAGCGAGGCACCGCGAGGGUACUGUGGACAGACAGUAUGCUCUUCGACUCGAUAAAGCUGCAGAGAUGAUUGAGCAUCACGUCAAUACGGGGCAUUUGGGAGGAAGUAGUGACCCUUUUAUGCGAUACCAUCAUCUUGUCUUCAAGAUCCUCCAUACCCUCCGGGCUGACCGCUCCUCCCCCAUUGCCAGCUUGCUACACAACCUCCGUACUCCCAUCUUCACGACAAACUAUGAUGUUCUUUUAGAGGACGCUACAGGGAGAUUCACACUCUCCAUUGAAGAUUUGUUAAAAGCGCAAAGAGCAUAUCGUCUCAAAUCAGAUCAACAUCCCCUUGCACAGCACCAGCAAUACGUGUUCCAUCUUCACGGCAUCUUCUAUGAUGACCCAGAGCGCAAGUUUGUGCUGACAGCGAGAGAGUAUGCGAUUACGAUCGAUGAUUUUAUUAUGGCUUUGAAACCUGUUUUGGUGGAUGUGGGGAGUAAGGUCAAGACUGGCGGAAUGGCUUUUCACAGAAGCAUGGUUUUCAUUGGGACGGGCGGAACAUUGCAGGACAUUCAUUUUACAAGCCUCUUUGCCGCUCUUUACGAACACAAUGUGUUUCUGGAAUCGAACGGAUUUGAACGUGUUCUUCACUACGUCCUCCUCAACGAAACCGAAGCUACCCACAUCACCGACUUUACGUUUGAAGAUUCGCUUGGCCGACGAAUCCAUGCACAUGAGCUCCUCGUCCCCGUAGUGUACGGUAAAACAUACGACGAUUUACCGAAAUUCCUCGCAGUGCUAGCCAAAAAACUCGACGAGGACGAAAAAUCCCAUUCGAACGCUGACAGCGUCAAUGGAGAUGACGAGGACUAUGCGCCAGCCAGCAAAGAUAAAAUUUUUGGAACCGGACGAGGGACUGUGGAAAGUGAUUCGGAUGUCGGUCCGAUGAGUCCACCAGAUGGAUUUGUACCUAGGCCAUCUUACCUACGAAAGGUCAAAGGACAUGUGAGGCGACGGUCGAGUCUUUCGACAGAAUACGUGGAUCCGGACUUGCAAUCGGUACCAGAGAAAAAGGUUCAAACAAAUGGAGCAUGAAUCCUUUGUGUGGUCUGCUCCUUGUUUUUAUUCUCUAUGUCAGUCUCUGUCCUAGAUCAUUAAGCGCCCUUGUAUUUAUACUUGAAUCCCUCCAAGCCUUCCACACCCUCCCUCACCUCCCCCAUCGCCCUAAUCGCAUACCACUGUCCCAGCACCAAGACCAAUGGCAAACACCCGACACCGACUCCCGUCCACCCAUCCCCUAAAUACAUCAAGAAUGGCGGUAUGAGGGCCACCACAAAUGGAACAUAUUUGACCGCGGAGUAUGCUAGUGGUUCCGUGACAGGAUGACGGAACGACAGGAACGGGGUUGUAAGGCAAAUUGCUGCGGAAAGGAGAUAGGCUAAUCGAUAUUGAGGAAGCGGGUUCAAGGGGAGCGGUAGUAGUGAAGCUAGGAGGUACCUAACAAGCAAGCUCGCGUGAGCAACGGUACUAUUAUGCAAACUCAGAGAAUACAAAUGUACAUACAAUCCAGAAGCCAUAAAUGAAAC
Molecule: messenger RNA, 1956 nt
Organism: Spizellomyces punctatus DAOM BR117
Lineage: Eukaryota; Fungi; Chytridiomycota; Chytridiomycetes; Spizellomycetales; Spizellomycetaceae
Exons: 3
Coding region: 74-1465 (463 amino acids)
Source: RefSeq, a predicted model, not a curated record